Molecule: messenger RNA, 1991 nt
Organism: Dissoconium aciculare CBS 342.82
Lineage: Eukaryota; Fungi; Ascomycota; Dothideomycetes; Mycosphaerellales; Dissoconiaceae
Product: MFS transporter
Exons: 2
Coding region: 16-1911 (631 amino acids)
Biological process (GO): transmembrane transport
Molecular function (GO): transmembrane transporter activity
Source: RefSeq, a predicted model, not a curated record
CGUCCUCGCUGGACGAUGGGCAUUCUCAACGACCCAACCACAGACCAAGUACCCGGCUCUGUCCUCCUCCUCUCAAGUGUCUCCAAGUUCAACGAGCCGCUUGGCCUCGACAAUGCUCCGGCGCGCACAUCGUUAUCAUCCAUUCCUCACGUCAGUAGUCCAAGCAGACACGACGCACCCGAAAAAUGCACACCCGACGGAAAAUUCGUCCUCGAGCCUCAGCCUCAUGAUUCACCGAAUGAUCCCCUCAAUUGGACUCUUUGGCGUCGCGAUCUUGCCCUGCUCUCCCUAGGAUUCUACUGCAUGGUCGGUGGCGGUAUGACGCCCAUUCUCGCAGCCGGUUUCGAGACGGUGGCGGCCGACUUCAAGAUCACCGUGCCUCAAGUCGCACUUACGCUGGGUAUGUACUCGCUUGGCCUCGGCUUAGGAAGCGUGGUGCUCAGUCCCACCGCAAUCCUCUACGGCAAGCGGCCAGUCUACCUCGUCGCCUCGGUCUGUUUCGUCAUCUCCGCCGUUUGGUGCGCUGUCAGCCCAGACUUGACCAGCCUGCUCCUCGCUCGUAUUUUCAUGGGAUUUGCCGUGAGCAGCGUCGAGUGCUUACCCUCUGCGACUAUUGCAGAGAUUUAUUUCCUUCACGAAAAGGCAUAUCGCCUUGGUGUGUAUACUCUAUUGCUGCUCGGUGGUAAGAACAUCGUGCCGCUUGUCAGUGCAGUCAUCAUCGGUACUCUCGGUUGGCGCUGGGUUUUCUGGAUCGUGGCCAUUGUUGUUGCGUUUGCUGCUUGUUUGUUAUUCUUCUUCGUCCCAGAGACAUUUUGGGAUCGUACACCGAUACCUCGGAACGACCGCCCGCGGAGUCGAAGGAUCCCUGCACUCCUCCAUGCCAUGAGCCCUCAUGGAAAAGAAGACGGUCCCUCUGAUGAAAAGUCUGUCCACAACAAUACAGAUAGCGAUGAAGCCAUCCAACAAGCACAUCCGCCCCUCAGCCACCAUUCACAGAUCGAAGACACCCCUCGCCAAUUGUUUGCUAUCACCGAAAAGAAGGAAGGUCACGAGAAGACUGGCGUGGCUGAUGUAUACGGCAUACCCAAGACCCCGGAAACAGACAGUGAUGAACCUUCACGGCAGAACUCAUACACAAGCCACUACUCCACCCAACCACUCAAAACAUUCUCUCAGAGCCUCCAAAUCGUCUCCGGCCGACUCCGCGAGGACAGUUGGUUCCGCGUCGCUGUCCGCCCUUUCUUCCUCUAUUCAUACCCGGCAAUUCUAUGGUCGAGCUUAGUGUACAGUCUGAGUAUCGGCUGGCUGAUCGUCAUUUCCGAAUCAGUCGCUGUCAUCUACCAGCGACGAGAAACCUACAACUUUACACCGCUCCAGGCCGGACUCGUCUACCUGAGUCCAUUCAUCGGCGGAAUCUUUGGAACCGCCGUUGCGGGAAAGCUCUCCGAUGCGGUCGUUCGAUACAUGGCCCGCCGCAACGGCGGUGUCUACGAGCCGGAAUUCCGCCUCAUCAUGACUAUUCCGAUUGCUCUUAGCACCACCAUUGGGCUGAUGGGCUUCGGCUGGAGCGCACAGAAGAUGGACAACCCGAUCGUCCCUACCGUCUUUUUCGGCAUUAUUUCUUUCGGCUGCAGUUUGGGUUCCACGACGGCCAUUACAUUCGCGGUCGAUAGCUAUCGUCAGUACUCGGGAGAGGCACUGGUGACGUUGAACUUCAGCAAGAAUAUCUUUCACGGGCUGGUGUUCAGCUUGUUCUUCAACCGAUGGUUGGAGAGCGAGGGCAGCAGGGAUGUGUUCCUCGCCAUUGGUGGUAUACAGUUGGCUUGUCUGUUGACGACGAUUCCCAUGUACAUCUAUGGCAAGCGGGCGAGGAUGUGGACCGUGAGAAAGAAGAUUAUGGAUAAAGUGUGAGGACGAUCGUUCACUUAUACAUCAUAUUUUCGUAGAUUCAUACACUAUACCACUUUGCCGACGUAUUCAUUGCCGUCCAG